CCGGUGGUGCGGGAGCAAUCUCCGGUGGUGCGGGAGCGGCCUCCGGUGCGGGAGCGGGAUCCCCCGCCGAGGACCAUGAGGAAAUUUAACAUCAGGAAGGUGCUGGACGGGCUGACCGCCGCCUCGUCCUCCUCCUCGGCCUCCUCCUCCUCCUCCUCGCAGCAGCAACAGCAGCAGCAGCACCAGCCCGCAAACCGGGACAGCGAAGUCCCGGAGACGCUCCAGGCCGACCACUUCCAGCUGUGCAAGACGGUUCGCCAUGGAUUCCCAUAUCAACCCUCAGCUCUGGCAUUUGAUCCUGUGCAGAAGAUCCUGGCAGUGGGAACUCAGACGGGUGCUUUAAGACUUUUUGGUCGUCCAGGAGUAGAAUGUUAUUGCCAACAUGACAGUGGUGCCGCAGUAAUCCAGCUCCAGUUCCUGAUAAAUGAGGGAGCUCUUGUGAGUGCCUUGGCUGAUGACACCUUACAUCUAUGGAAUUUGCGUCAGAAGAGACCUGCCAUUCUGCAUUCUCUCAAGUUUACCAGAGAAAGAAUAACAUUUUGCCAUCUGCCUUUCCAGAGUAAGUGGCUAUAUGUGGGUACCGAAAGAGGUAACAUACAUAUUGUCAAUGUGGAGUCCUUCACCCUAUCAGGCUACGUCAUUAUGUGGAAUAAAGCCAUUGAACUGUCAUCCAAAUCUCACCCAGGACCUGUUGUCCACAUAAGUGAUAAUCCAAUGGAUGAAGGAAAGCUUUUGAUUGGCUUUGAGUCUGGAACAGUGGUAUUAUGGGACCUCAAGUCUAAGAAAGCUGACUAUAGGUACACUCAUGAUGAGGCUAUCCACUCUGUUGCUUGGCACCAUGAAGGAAAACAAUUCAUUUGCAGCCAUUCAGAUGGCACUUUGACUAUAUGGAAUGUAAGAUCCCCUACCAAGCCUAUACAGACAAUCACUCCACAUGGAAAGCAGCUUAAAGAUGGAAAGAAGCCGGAACCAUGCAAACCUAUUCUCAAGGUGGAAUUUAAAACAACUAGAUCUGGGGAGCCUUUCAUUAUUCUCUCCGGAGGUUUGUCGUAUGACACUGUAGGAAGAAGACCCUGUUUAACAGUUAUGCAUGGCAAAAGCACUGCUGUUCUGGAAAUGGACUAUUCAAUUGUUGACUUUCUAACACUCUGUGAAACACCAUAUCCAAAUGAUUUUCAAGAGCCGUAUGCUGUGGUUGUUCUUCUAGAAAAGGAUUUAGUCCUUAUUGACCUUGCACAAAAUGGGUAUCCUAUAUUUGAAAAUCCCUACCCCUUGACAAUACAUGAAUCCCCUGUUACUUGUUGUGAAUAUUUUGCUGAUUGUCCUGCGGAGCUCAUUCCUGCACUUUAUUCUGUUGGAGUAAGACAAAAACGCCAAGCUUACAGUAAAAAGGAAUGGCCCAUCAGUGGAGGUAACUGGGGCUUGGGCACACAGAGCUACCCAGAAAUAAUUAUUACAGGGCAUGCAGAUGGGUCCCUCAAGUUCUGGGAUGCUUCAGCAAUAACAUUGCAAGUACUCUAUAAGCUAAAAACAUCUAAAGUAUUUGAAAAAUCAAGAAGUAAGGAAGAGAGACCAAGCACGGACAUAGUAGAUGAAGAUCCUUAUGCUAUUCAGAUCAUCUCAUGGUGCCCAGAAAGUAGAAUGCUGUCUAUAGCUGGAGUUUCCGCCCAUGUGAUUAUUUAUCGGUUCAGCAAACAGGAAGUGACUACAGAUGUAAUUCCGAUGCUUGAAGUCCGAUUGCUGUAUGAGAUCAAUGAUGUGGACUCUCCAGAGAGUGAGCAAGUGCCCCCUUUGCCAACACCAGGGGGAGGUUCCAAUCCACACCCUCCCGCUCCACAGUCGCAUCCAUCAACAAGUAGCAGCUCAUCAGAAGGACUUCGGGAUAACGUCCCAUGUUUAAAAGUUAAAAGCUCUCCACUCAAACAGUCUGCAGGCUAUCAGAUAGAACUAGUCAUUCAGUUGGUUUGGGUAGGUGGAGAACCACCGCAACAGAUAACUAGUCUGGCAGUUAAUUCUUCCUAUGGACUAGUAGUUUUUGGAAACUGUAAUGGCAUUGCAAUGGUUGAUUACCUCCAGAAAGCAGUGCUUCUCAACCUUGGCACCAUUGAACUUUAUGGUUCUAAUGAUCCUUAUCGGAGAGAACCACGGUCUCCACGUAAAUCUCGGCAACCAUCAGGAGCAGGCCUAUGUGAUAUUAAUGAAGGUACUGUUGUGCCAGAGGAUCGCUGCAAGUCUCCUACUUCUGGUUCUACAACUCCAUACAAUUCAGAUGAUGAACAAAAAAUGAAUAAUUUUAUAGAAAUGGUGAAGACCAAAAGCAGAAACUUUUCCAAGAGGGUAACCAAUGAUAUAGCCAAGAUGUCAAGGAAGUUAAGCUUGCCUACUGAACUAAAGCCUGAUUUAGAUGUAAGAGACAAUUCCUUCAGUCGAUCAAGGAGUUCUAGUGUAACAAGCAUCGACAAAGAAUCCCGAGAAGCGAUUUCAGCUCUUCAUUUCUGCGAAACAUUUACUCGAAAAGCAGAUUCAUCACCUUCUCCGUGUUUGUGGGUUGGCACUACCCUAGGUACAGUGCUCGUCAUUGCACUGAACCUUCCCCCGGGAGGAGAACAAAGACUUCUUCAGCCAGUAAUUGUCUCGCCAAGUGGUACAAUAUUGAGACUAAAGGGAGAAAUUCUGAGAAUGGCAUUUCUAGACACCAUCGGAUGUUUAGUUCCACCAGCAUAUGAGCCUUGGAGGGAACACAAUGUUCCUGAAGAGAAAGAUGAAAAGGACAAAUUGAAAAAGCGGCGACCUGUCUCUGUUUCUCCCUCCUCCUCUCAGGAAAUCAGUGAAAACCAGUAUGCAGUGAUAUGUUCUGUAAAGCAAGCCAAAGUCAUCUCACUGCCAACCCAGAACUGUGCUUAUAAGCAGAAUAUAACAGAGACCUCAUUUGUUCUUCGGGGUGAUAUAGUGGCAUUGAGCAAUAGUGUCUGCCUUGCAUGUUACUGUGCCAAUGGACAUAUCAUGACCUUCAGUCUGCCAAGUUUAAGGCCAUUGUUGGAUGUUUAUUACCUGCCACUUACCAACAUGCGGAUAGCCAGAACAUUCUGCUUCACCAACAAUGGACAGGCAUUGUACCUGGUAUCACCUACAGAAAUACAGAGACUCACCUACAGUCAAGAAACAUGUGAAAAUCUUCAGGAAAUGUUGGGUGAGCUCUUCACACCAGUAGAAACACCUGAAGCACCAAAUAGGGGAUUUUUUAAAGGCUUAUUUGGAGGUGGUGCACAAUCCCUUGACAGAGAAGAACUCUUUGGAGAAUCAGCAUCUGGAAAGGCUUCAAGGAGUCUUGCCCAGCACAUUCCUGGCCCUGGUGGGAUUGAAGGUGUUAAAGGAGCAGCUUCUGGGGUAGUUGGUGAGCUAGCACGAGCCCGGUUGGCAUUAGAUGAAAGAGGGCAGAAACUUGGGGACCUGGAAGAAAGAACAGCUGCCAUGUUGUCAAGUGCUGAUUCCUUCUCUAAACAUGCUCAUGAGAUGAUGUUGAAGUACAAAGAUAAGAAGUGGUACCAGUUCUGACAACUGUAUUCAACUUGAUCAGAAGGAAAAAAAAUGUUUUUUCUUCACGUUGAUUUCUUUAAGACCAUUAAAAUUAAUGGGGUAUUCAUCGUUGGAUACUAUUCUUUCCGAGCACAAUCAUGCACUGUUUUCCUCAGUCAUGUGGCAUUAACUGAGGAGCAUUAUAUUUAAACACACAUAUGAACUAGAGUGUGUGCAUCUUGGCUGUGUGUUCACAGCUUAGAAACUGAGCAGGUAACACAAAGCACAGGAGGAGAGAAAACAGGGAGCACUGGUGAGAAAUGGCAAGAAAGCAAUCCUAGAUCAUUCCUGGGUUGGAAUUCCCUUUGCCAAGGGGUCCUGUGCCAUUGUUUUUGCUGCCAGCAUAUUGCUUUCACAUAGGGAGAGGCAAAGACAGCAAAGGUCCUCAAAGCUGGGAAAAAUAAUUGUUUGGACUGGACAGUAAUCAACUGGCUGGACCUCCUCUCCCAUAAACUGGCUGACCAUCAGUGUCAUGAUUGAAGAAAAGUUAAAUAAUUUGUUACCACCCAUUUAGGCAGGCAAGUGGAACUAUGAGGUAUCGAUCAUGAAAACAUGAAUGCAGUUGAUCUGUGAAUGGACUAUUUUGGGAUUUCUGAUAUUGUAUUCCUAUAUGCAGUCCACAUUCUGCCAAGUGCAAAACAAGGUGAUAAAUCACUUUUCAUUGAAAAGAAAUGUGUAGAGCAUGACUGAACUGCUCAUCAUCCUGGUAGUUUUCAUGUAUAACGGCUAUGCAGUGUGAAAAGUGGGGAAAAAGCCUCCAUUGUGGUGAGGAGAAUACUUCAAUAUCUCUGUUUGUUCUCAUAAAUUCAGUUAGAGGUGAUUUUGACCAAAAUAGUUCUUGGGUAAAUUUGUUUUAAAAAUGUUGAAAUGGGCUAUGGUUUUCAUUUGUGCUUGGAUUUUUAUAAAAUGUUUGUUUAAAUGUAUGUUCGCGUCUGUGUAAUUAAAAUUGCUAAAGAAUGGUCUAAGAUUUUCCAGUAAAAUGAGCACCUCCUUUACUUAAAAAGAAAAACAAGAAAAAAAA
Molecule: messenger RNA, 4597 nt
Organism: Tachyglossus aculeatus (Australian echidna)
Lineage: Eukaryota; Metazoa; Chordata; Mammalia; Monotremata; Tachyglossidae
Gene: STXBP5
Product: syntaxin binding protein 5
Exons: 28
Coding region: 76-3555 (1159 amino acids)
Biological process (GO): regulation of exocytosis; regulation of protein secretion
Cellular component (GO): cytoplasm; plasma membrane; SNARE complex
Molecular function (GO): GTPase activator activity; myosin II binding; syntaxin binding
Source: RefSeq, a predicted model, not a curated record